GGAGGCUAAAUGAAUAUUUACGCGAAAUGAAGUCUUGAGCAGCUCAUUGAGCGGAGACCCACACCCUGUUAACAGCGCAGGUGCAGCCCGGUGAGGUUCGGUUAGAACCGCCUGUGACGUCAUAGGCGCUGUGGUUCUAGGAACCCGAUUCCUGGAACGACUCUGAUCAGCCGGGUCAGACCCUGAAGAGUGAUUCGAGCUCCUUCCGCAGAUAAACAAGUCAGAACCACUGACAGCACUCGCUCCCUGGCGCUCUGUUCGUGCGCUAAGGCUAACCUGAGAGAGAAGUCUGAUUUCGUUUAUUACUUUUUUUUUAGGGAAGCGCCGCUCUGUGUUCCGUUGCUGUAUCACUAUUAUUCGCGUGGUUUUAUUCUAAGGGAAUUUCUGCUUGGACACGCCUGGAGAGUUCUCAGAGACUCCAUUUAUCUCCGGGUGUUUUCUUUAAUCGUGCGCGCUGUUUGAACACUUUCACAAGUCGGGUGUUUAUUCUGCUGGAGGUUGAAUUUUGAAUAUUGCCUUUGGAGGAAAACAGGACGACGAGAGGAUACCAGCCUGUCCGACCAGCAUGAUUCUCUGUGUCCAGAGACUGGCCUCGCCGAUUCGCGAGUCAGCGGGGAGCAGGGUGCUGCACGGAGCGACCCCCCACACGUCAGCGGGUACAGUGAUUACAGGCAGCUGUCCUGCAGUACGAGGCACACCUGACCGGACACUUACGCACGUUGCAUCUGGCCCCAGAGCCCUGCUCCCACAGCAGGCUGCAGUCCUCUCUCUGCCAGAGAUGCUGAGCCAUGUGGAGAGGAGGGAGGGCUCCAUCACCCGCCAGGACCCCCACUCAACUUUCCCUGCCCCCCAGCCUCCCCCCUUCUGCCUGAAGAGCUCCCCCAGAGGGCGGGACCCCAGCGAUGACCUGUGCUGCAUUACCGAGACCCUGGACCACCUCAACACCUCAGGCUGGUACUGGGGCGCGAUCACGGCCAGCGAGGCGAGGGCUGAGCUCCAGCGGGCCGAGGAGGGCACGUUCCUGGUGCGGGACAGCAGCCACCCCCUGUACAUGCUGACCCUGUCCGUGAAGACCAAACGGGGGCCGACCAACGUGCGCAUCGAGUACAGCCACGGGUACUUCCGACUGGACUCCAGCUGCCUGGCCAAGCCGCGCAUCCUGGCCUUCCCGGACGUGCUGAGCCUCAUCCAGCACUACGUGGGCUCCUGCAUGGGGGCGGCGGGGAGGGUGGAGGGGCCUCCAGUGGCGGACGCUCUCCCCGAGCACAAGGACAGCGCCGUGCUGCUCAAGCUGGUGCGGCCGCUGCACCGCAGAGACGCCUUCCCCUCCCUCCAGCACCUCUCACGCCUGGCCAUCAACAGAGUGACCGCCAGCCCCGAGCAGCUGCCCCUACCCAGGAGGGUGCAGGAGUACCUGCAGGAGUAUCCCUUCCCACUGUGAGCCAAGCGCAGGCAGAGCCGAGAAACACGAGGCGACAGGGGGUGGGGGGGGGGGCGAGCCAGGGGCCACCAGCCUGUUCCGCUGCAGUGUGAGUGAGGGGGUGGAGGUUACAAGGACCGCCCCCUUCGCACUGCGAGGACACCCGCCCCCUAACUACUGACAAACAGGAGGGGCAACACGGAACUUCUUCCAAGUGAAUGGCCAAUCGCAGGCUGUGGAUCGAAAUGGGGCGUGGCUACAAGGACUGAUCAUGCCCAUAGAGGAGGACUGCAGCCCUCCUGUCCAAUCAGUACGAGGGACAAUUUUUAUAAAGACAGACUUUACCCCUAAAAACCUCUAGCUGUUAGUUUGGCUGGCCCUGGUUUGGGCAAAAGCACUUUCUUUUAUUCCUGGAUUUGUUUAUAUUUUUAACUGACUGAGAUUGAUGACAUUUUGUUAUAAAAUAGGUGCUGACCUGUAAAUGUGAAAUAAAUAAAUAA
Messenger RNA from Polyodon spathula (Mississippi paddlefish), 1920 nucleotides. RefSeq names its product cytokine-inducible SH2-containing protein-like. Gene Ontology annotation, molecular function: 1-phosphatidylinositol-3-kinase regulator activity. Gene Ontology annotation, biological process: phosphatidylinositol phosphate biosynthetic process; intracellular signal transduction. The coding region runs from base 566 to 1441 and encodes 291 amino acids. Gene Ontology annotation, cellular component: phosphatidylinositol 3-kinase complex. The record is from RefSeq and is a predicted model, not a curated record. NCBI's taxonomy places the organism in Eukaryota, Metazoa, Chordata, Actinopteri, Acipenseriformes, Polyodontidae. The transcript is spliced from 4 exons.